UAAUACAAAUACAAGACAAUACCAAACGGGGCAUGGUAAAUAAUAUCAAACGAGUCGAUCAGUACCGAUAACUAUAGUUUAUUUUUCACAAUAUAAGAAACGGGCAAGAAAAGCGGCAUAACGUGUAAAAAGCGUGGUGGGUGGCCACAGAGAUUUCUUGAAACAUCCGAUAAAAACGAUAGCGCAGCAAAUAACAAAAAAUUCCGUUAAAGGAAAAACUAAAAAGAAAAAAAUAAAUCAACGGAAAGUACAUUUGGUGUGUUCCCAACAGCUCUGCAGAUAAUUGUGCAGCGAUGAAUGUGUUACAACCUUUGCUGCUUCUAGCAUUAAUAUGUGGCGUGGCCAUCGCACAAGAUUAUCAGGACUAUCAAGAGAACACACCGCGUCCUGCACCAAUAAGACUGCGUCCCAGCGCUGGUUUGGCAGAUGCCCCGCGGCCCACACCUGUGCCAAUUCUGAAGCAAAUAAAUAAGCACAAUGAAGAUGGUUCCUAUACAUAUGGCUAUGAAGGCGCCGAUGGCUCUUUCAAAAUCGAAACCAAACUGGCGACCGGUGAGGUGAAGGGCAAAUAUGGUUAUGUCGAUGAAACAGGUAAAGUGCGCGUGGUGGAGUAUGGCGCAAAUCAAUAUGGUUUCCAGCCAUCUGGUGAAGGCAUCACUGUUGCACCGCCCACAUUGGUGGAUGAAACGGCAAGGGACGAGCCAGAGUAUGAGGACGAGCCCGUGCGUCCGCAGAGGCCUUAUCGUCCACAACGCCCACAACAUUCCCGUCCUGCACCAGCGCCACGUCCACAACCACAACCACAACCACAGCCGCAACCUCAACCACAAUAUUUGCAAUACGAGGAAGAGCCUGAGCAAGCACCAGAGCCACCACGUCGCAUUCAAUAUGCUCCACCACCGCAACAUGCAUCCGCCGGACCAGCGCCCCAAAGAUUACAAGUGCCAGGUGCACAACGCACCACCGAUGUUUUAUACUCGCCGUUGCAAAAUGCCCCACGCCCCGAGCCAGACUACUCACAAACACAGAACUUUGGACAAGGCCCAUCUAAUGUACGCAUUUCUCGGCCUGUCUAUGCACCCGCACCGGCUCAGCCUGCUCCUGCAAGCGCACGCGCUAAUAACUUUUUAGGUCCACCAUCUGGCGGCCGCCCAAUAUUGGAGCCAGCGCAGUUUGGACCAGCGCCACAGACCCGUCCCGUACAACAGGCUGCACCAGCGCCGCUACCCCGCUACCAACCACAGAUCAAUCAUCAGCCCCAGGGGCAAGGACGUGUUGGUGGUGGUGGCGGUAGUUUGUUGGAUCAACUGGCGCGAGAUUAUGCUCUGCCACAGGGCAAUGCUCAACCUCUGCACGAUAUAUCAUUUGGGUACUAUUAAGCCGAAACUGAACGUGAGUUCUCUGGAGUUGUGUAAAUUUAUGUGUAUAGUAUUUUAAUGAGCCCGAUAAAAAGAAAAUUGUAAAUCUUUAUAAAGUUGCCAAUUUUGUUGGAAAAUCUUAAUUUAUAAUUUGCUUAAGUUUACUUUCGACCGUCGAAAAGAACAAAAUCAGAUGAAAAAACACAAUAAAUAAAAUUAGUUGAA
This is a messenger RNA of Anastrepha obliqua, 1583 nucleotides long. RefSeq lists its product as uncharacterized. NCBI's taxonomy places the organism in Eukaryota, Metazoa, Arthropoda, Insecta, Diptera, Tephritidae. The transcript is spliced from 5 exons. Gene Ontology annotation, cellular component: chitin-based extracellular matrix. The record is from RefSeq and is a predicted model, not a curated record. Gene Ontology annotation, molecular function: structural constituent of chitin-based larval cuticle. The coding region runs from base 294 to 1379 and encodes 361 amino acids.